This is a messenger RNA of Linum trigynum, 864 nucleotides long. The record is from the annotation of a GenBank genome assembly. Lineage: Eukaryota; Viridiplantae; Streptophyta; Magnoliopsida; Malpighiales; Linaceae.
AUGCUCUCAACUGUAAACACCGUGCUCUCUGCUCCGGUACCGGUAGUCCAUCCUGACCGGCCACCGGAUCCAGGCCCAACUCUCACCGAUAACUCUCCUGAUCCGGCAGGGUUCCCUCCGGCCACAGGAACGGACAUGCUCAUUGACCCUUCGGCGACCACGUCUCCGACGAUAACUUCCUCAGCUGUUCCUGCGGCGGCGACACCGACCUCUACAGACCCCCAACCUAAAUUCUCGUAUGCUUCGGCGGUGGCAGGCUGGAGGAUGUCGGAGGCUGAUCAAGUUUCAACGAAACAAUGGACCCCUGUGGGGGAAAAUGAUCUCAUCCCCGGCAAACGGAAUGGUGAACCAGCGCUCAAUAUCUCCAGUGAGUUUAAGAACAGGAUUUGUGCCCCCUGGCAAAGAACGAUCGUGGUGCGACUGCUCGGCACAAAGAUUGGCUUCAAUACCCUUUGCUCUCGCCUUCGCAGCCUCUGGAGACCUAUUGGCUCUAUGGAGAUUCGCGACCUCGACCAAGAUUGUUUCCUAGUAAAGCUCAGCAAUGAGCAGGAUUAUUUCAGAGCCCUCACAGACGGACCAUGGACGAUCUUGGACCACUACCUGGCGGUCCAACAAUGGACGCCAAACUUCAAGGUUUUAGAUCCUCUCCCGAAGACGAUGAUCGUCUGGGUUCAGCUGCCAGCCUUGAAAAUCCAUUUCUACCAUAAGGAGGUUCUCACAACUUUGGGCAAUCUCAUUGGCCGUACCAUCAAGCUCGAUUACCACACGCUCAACCUUCAACGUGCGAAAUUUGCUCGACUGGCGGUCGAGGUGGACCUCUCCAAACCCCUGGUGCCCCGCAUUUGGUUGGAUGACGCUUGGUAG